AUGGAUCUCCCUUGGAUUUGUGCAGGGGAUUUCAAUGAGAUUGUCAGAGCAGAAGAGAAACUGGGGGGUGCUACACGUCGGGAGAGACAAAUGAUUGAUUUUAGGAAUGCUCUGGAUUUUUGUGGAUUUCAGGAUUUGGGAUUUGUUGGCGCCCCGUUCACAUGGUGUAACAACCAGUUUGAUGGAGCAGUGACUUGGAUUAGGUUGGACAGAGGAGUAGCAACCAAUCCUUGGAUUCAAAUGUUCCCAUCAACCAGAGUUCAUCAUAUAGCUGGUUCGCUCUCGGAUCAUAGCCCAUUGUGGAUUUGUACUGAUGAUGAAAAUGCACGUUUUUACAGGAAAAAGAAACCUUUUAGGUUUGAAGCGGUCUGGAUGAGGGAUGAGGGGUGUGAAGCAGUGAUAAAACAUUCUUGGGAGAGCCAAGCAAUGGAAAAUCCGAUGGGCAGAGUGAUAAAAAAAUUAGAGGCAUGCCAGUUAUCCCUACAAGAUUGGAGCAAACAUUCUUUUGGCAAUAUUCGCCAUAGGCUGCAACAAAAGAAAAAAUUGCUAAUGCAAGCGGAAGCAAAUGCCAUGAACGGAUCCAACAAUUCCCAUUUGAGAACAUUGAGGGCGGAGGUCCAUGAUCUAAUGGUCAAGGAGGAGUGCCUAUGGAUGCAAAGAUCACGGGUGAAUUGGUUGAAAGCAGGGGACCUUAAUACAGCCUAUUUCCACAGCCGUGCAAACCAGAGAAAUAGAAGAAAUUUCAUCUCCAAACUGACCCUGGAUAGUGGGGAAGUGGUGAAGGAUGAGCAGCAGAUUGGGGAGGCGUUUGUGCACUAUUUCCAAUCCAUCUUCCAGUCAACCAACACAGUCGGUUUUGAUGCAAUCCUCCAAGGGAUUGAACCAAAAGUGACAACGCAAAUGAAUGCCGAACUUAACCAGCCUUUCACAGCCAUGGAGGUUGAGCAAGCACUCAAGCAAAUGAAACCUAUGACAACCCCUGGUCCGGAUGGUAUGCCCCCAAUUUUUUACAAAUCUUAUUGGAAUACUGUCGGUUCUGAUGUUAUAGAUGCAUCCUUAUCUGUUUUAAAUACGGGAGUAAUGCCUCCAAACCUAAACCAUACUUUCAUUACCUUAAUCCCCAAAAAAAAAUCCCCCACAAACCUCAAAGAUUACCGCCCCAUAAGCCUAUGCAAUGUCAUAUACAAAAUAAUCUCAAAGGCCAUAGCAAACCGACUUAAAAAAAUCCUCCCUAAACUUGUGUCCGAGACCCAAAGUGCCUUCAUGUCAGAUCGUCUCAUCACUGACAACAUUCUUGUAGCCUUUGAAACACUCCACCACCUAAAAAAUAAAAGGAAAGGCAAAACCGGGUUCAUGGCUCUAAAACUCGACAUGAGUAAAGCCUAUGAUAGAGUUGAAUGGGCUUUCUUAGAUAAAAUCAUAGAGAUAUUGGGUUUUGAUGAUAAAUGGAGGAAUCUAGUGGGUUGUUGCUUUCGAUCAGUCUCUUUCUCUGUCAUGAUUAAUGGGGAACCCCACGGAUUUUUUCACCCAAGUAGGGGUCUCCGUCAAGGAGACCCCCUAUCACCUUACUUGUUUCUUUUAUGUGCAGAAGGUCUUCACUCUCUAAUUCAACAGGCAGCUGAUAAUGGAGAACUUAGGGGGGUGUCUCUUUGCAAAGAAGGGCCAAAAAUUACCCAUUUAUUCUUUGCGGAUGAUAGCUUGCUCUUUUGUAGAGCAACGGAGUCAGAUUGCCAAAAAGUGUUGAAUAUCCUCACAGUGUAUGAAGAAGCAUCUAGGCAGAAAAUCAACCGUGCUAAAACGCAAUUAUUUUUCAGCACAAACACUCAUGAAGACACAAAGAAUAGGGUGAAGGUCUUAGUGGGAGUUGAGGAGGUGACUCAAUAUGAAAAAUACUUGGGUAUGCCAUCAUUUGUGGGGAGAGCAAAAAGAGAAACCUUCAGUUACAUUAGGGAGAGAGUGUGGCACAAAAUCCAAGGAUGGAAAGAGAAACUCCUAUCUCAAGCGGGCCGGGAGAUUUUAAUCAAAGCAGUCAUCCAAGCAAUGCCGACCUUCACUAUGGGAUGUUUCAAACUUCCCAAAAAUUUGUGCAAGGACAUUGAAGCACUGAUAAGAAAGUUUUGGUGGGGGUACUCGGGUGAGGCGAGGAAAAUCCAUUGGAUAGCAUGGAAAAAACUUUGCCUACCAAAACUACAUGGAGGCUUGGGAUUUAGGGAAUUGGAAAAAUUCAAUCUUGCUCUCCUAGGCAAACAGGUUUGGAGACUAAUCCAUAAUACCGAUUCCAUGUUCUACAAAGUCUUCAAAGCAAGGUUUUUCCCUACAUGCUCGGUUCUUGAAAGUGGGGUGAAAACGAAUGGAUCAUAUGCUUGGCAAAGCAUCCUCAAAGCGAGGGAGGUCGUCAAGCAAGGAGCAUAUUGGCGGAUUGGGGAUGGCACUACAGUGCAGAUUAGGGGUGAUAAGUGGCUGCCUGAUAACUCCACAAAACACAUAAUCUCUCCUCAAAAAAACCUCCCGAUGAACGCAAAGGUUUGUGCUCUAAUUGAUGAGGAUGGCCCAAGGUGGAUUAGAGACUGGGUAACACAAGAAUUCUUUCCCCAUGAAGCCCAACAGAUUUUGGGAAUCCCCCUAUGCUCAAACCGGACCCAAGAUCUUCUUAUUUGGGCUGGCACAAAAUCAGGGAGGUACACAACAAAGAGUGCAUACAAAAUGCUAUCAUCCAACCAGGUUUCAUCCACUCCUAGCCCAUCUGAUUCAUCGGCCAAUACCAGCUGUUGGAGGAAAAUUUGGACCAUGAAUAUUCCAAACAAAAUCAAGCACUUCCUAUGGAGAGCUUGCCGAGAAUCUCUCCCCACAAAAAAGAACCUGCUAGUCAGGAAUGUCACAAGGAACGCCACCUGUGAGUGGUGCAAUGAGGAAGUAGAGGACACGGUUCAUGCACUAUGGGGAUGCCAAGUCCUCAAGGAGGUUUGGUGGGAAGAAGAAGCCCUCAGAAAUCAGCUUUCAAUGCGAUUCGUCGACUUCAGGGAUCUAUGGACUGGUAUAACAAAUGUUGAUGUACCAAACCUGGCGGAGCGGUUUGCUAUGGUCACCUGGGGUAUUUGGAACAAGAGGAAUGCUACAAGAAUGCAGGCGCCUUCCCUCCCAUUUCAUCAGCUGUACCAGAACAUGCGUGAAAGGUUGACUGAAUUCCGGCUAGCACAAGAACAUCCGGUUUCAGAGCCCAGGCCCUCAGAUACACCGCGUUGGUACCCACCCCAGAACUCACAGCACAAAGUAAACUAUGAUGGUGCUCUGUUCAAAGAAAUUUGGCAGGCGGGAGUUGGAGCAGUAGUCAGAGAUGUGGACGGACGGGUCUGUGGUGCUAUUUCAGAUAGAAUGGCGCUACCAGGAACAGUGGAAGAGGUCAAGGCCAUCGCAUGUAGAACAGUCGUACGUUUUGCGCUUCAACUUGGCCUAGCAGACGUGGUGUUUGAAGGGGAUUCUGAAACCAUCACAGCAGCGAUCAAUUCGAGCUCUCCGUGCUUCAGUUCAUAUGGUCAUAUUCUGGAAGAAGUGAGAAUAAUGGCGCUGAAUUUUGUUUCAGUUGCGUUUGUUCAUGUGAAAAGGCAGGGGAAUGGUGUAGCAGAUAAGUUAGCAAAGGCAUCUAAAGCCAUACAGUGCCCUCAUGUUUGGACGAAUGACAUCCCAAGUGAUGUGCAACAGCAUGUAAUCCUUGAUAGUUCUGUGGAUUAA
This is a messenger RNA of Quercus lobata, 3729 nucleotides long. RefSeq lists its product as uncharacterized. Lineage: Eukaryota; Viridiplantae; Streptophyta; Magnoliopsida; Fagales; Fagaceae. Bases 1 to 3729 code for a protein of 1242 amino acids. The transcript has a single exon. Gene Ontology annotation, molecular function: RNA-DNA hybrid ribonuclease activity; nucleic acid binding. The record is from RefSeq and is a predicted model, not a curated record.